CAGGAACAACUGAUUUUUAGUUUGUUUUGUGGACAGUUUUCGCUUCGCAGGAAAGCUGCCAGUUUGUGGUUAUGUCUAGAUAAAAUAUUGAUAUUAUUGUUUAUUUCGUUUAUUUUCAAUUAAUAUGUCACCUAUUUUAACCAGGUUUUUGGCUGUGAUAUUUGUUGUUAACGUACAUUGUGCUAGUGAAUUGAAAAGACGACAGCUAAAUCACACUCCACAACAACUCUCUAAUGGCGAAUACAAAUACUUAGCAGGUCUAUCCAACGUGAAGUACUUCAAUGAAGUCCUAGACAAUAUACUUGUUCCUAGAGUAGUAGGCAGCAAAAACCACGAAAAAGUAUUCAAAUACAUCUCAACGGAGUUGAGAAAGUUAGGCUGGGAUGUAGAAGUAGAUGAGUUUCAAGAUACGGCACCCAAUUUUGGUCGGUUGACGUUUAAAAAUAUCGUUGGUACUCUAAACCCAGAUGCUGACAGGUUUUUGGUGUUAGCCUGUCACUACGAUAGCAAAUAUUUCAAAAAUGAAGUAUUCGUAGGUGCAAUUGACUCCGCAGUACCCUGCGCAAUGAUGCUCAAUCUGGCGAAAGUACUCAAAAAAGACCUGGAUGUGUUUAAAUCUAAUUCAGAUUUAAGCCUAAAACUGGUGUUCUUUGAUGGAGAGGAAGCUUUCGAGAAUUGGGGCCCCAAAGACUCUAUCUACGGAGCUCGACAUUUGGCCAAAAAAUACUCACAGUCUAAGACAGUGGUGCGAUCUACCGGUGAAAACGUUUCAGAGAUACAAAAGAUCGACAUGCUAGUUUUGUUGGAUUUGCUGGGCUUUAGCAACAUGAAUUUCUACAACUUCUUCAGAGAAACUGGACAGUGGCACACAAAAAUGGCGGAUAUCGAGGACAAGCUUCACCAAUUAAACUUAUUAAAUCAGAAAUCAUCAAGAUACUUUAUCAGAACCAACUUUUUUAAUGGUCGUAUAGAGGAUGAUCACAUACCUUUCUUAAAAAGAAAUGUUCCAAUUUUACAUUUGAUUCCUAUGCCAUUUCCGAAAGAAUGGCACACACCAAUGGAUAACAGAAACAUCAUAGACAUAAACGCCGUGGAGGAUAUGGACAAAAUCCUGAGGAUAUUCCUUGUUGAAUAUCUCCAUAUUUACCUGUCAGAAACGCAAGAAGAGAGCAGGCCCGAAAAAGAGUUAUAACUGAAGCAAAUCAAGGCUUCCUUCUUCCCUUACCUCAAACAUUCCAAAAUAUAGUCUAUUUUUUAUAUUAUCGAUGUAAAUAAGAAUUCUGUUUUGUUAUGUUUAAAAAAGUUAGGUUAAUUUAUAAUUUUACUCUUUCCGAGUUAUUAAGAUAUUUUAGACCAAUAUGGAACAGCUGAAAAAACAAGUGUAUUUUUAUCCACCUGGUAAACUUUAUUUUUUAAAAACCUUUUAUGUGUGUACUUGAAUUAGAUAAAAUUAAAAAUUAUUGUACUUACCUGUAAAAAAUAAAAUGCUUAGGAAUUUG
Sitophilus oryzae (rice weevil) is the source of this 1499-nucleotide messenger RNA. Its product is annotated as glutaminyl-peptide cyclotransferase-like. The transcript is spliced from 6 exons. NCBI's taxonomy places the organism in Eukaryota, Metazoa, Arthropoda, Insecta, Coleoptera, Curculionidae. The record is from RefSeq and is a predicted model, not a curated record. Bases 125 to 1192 code for a protein of 355 amino acids. Gene Ontology annotation, molecular function: glutaminyl-peptide cyclotransferase activity; zinc ion binding.